Molecule: messenger RNA, 557 nt
Organism: Anopheles cruzii
Lineage: Eukaryota; Metazoa; Arthropoda; Insecta; Diptera; Culicidae
Exons: 2
Coding region: 15-557 (180 amino acids)
Source: RefSeq, a predicted model, not a curated record
GGCAAGUGCGCAACAUGAAGUUCGCAGCAAGCGUGAGUGUGGCAGUGACCUUCCUGUGGUUGCUGGCAGCAGUUGGGGCCGGUCCAGUGGUGAUCAAGCGGGUUGUUCGUGAAGCACGUCCACAGUUUCCAUUCGGUGGCAUUCAGAAUGCGCCGAACGCGCCACCGAACGGAAUCGGAGUGCAGACACCGAUCGGUGGCUUCCAUCUCGGGCUUUCCACUGGCCUAACGCUGAACCUGGGACGCCGACCAGCCGAUCCAGCGGAGGCUCCCGAGGUACAGGUACCACCGGAGCUACAGAGCGUAGGUGUCCCAUCGAUUGGUGACGAGGUGGGAAUCCGCUCCGAGGAAACCCCGGCAAGUGUUGCUCCACCGGCAAGUGAGGCUCCGGUGACCGAGCUGUCAGAGGAUCAUCCGUGCGCCGGUUACGACCCGAACCAAGCGGCGGCCGCUAAUGCGACGACUGAUGACAGCUCGACCGCAAAUCCGUGCGCCGGCAUCGGAGGUGGCAACCGAAUUAGUCCGAAACAGGCAGCAUUACUGUCGCUUGUUGGAUGA